Cataglyphis hispanica is the source of this 3233-nucleotide messenger RNA. RefSeq names its product tyrosine-protein kinase Btk29A (gene Btk29A). The coding region runs from base 155 to 2329 and encodes 724 amino acids. The transcript is spliced from 15 exons. Lineage: Eukaryota; Metazoa; Arthropoda; Insecta; Hymenoptera; Formicidae. Gene Ontology annotation, molecular function: protein binding; non-membrane spanning protein tyrosine kinase activity; ATP binding. Gene Ontology annotation, biological process: peptidyl-tyrosine autophosphorylation; intracellular signal transduction. The record is from RefSeq and is a predicted model, not a curated record.
AUCUCGCGAAUUCCCGACGUCGCCGCGAGACGUCUUCGUUUGACAGAUUGUCGAUGUGUGUAUAUGCGUACGUUCCACGUGAAUUCUUUGUUUGGGCGCCGGUCAUGCUUUUGACAAGUGUCGGGAUUGCGUGGUGCUAGCGCAUAUCUGUUGCAUGGGAGGCCCUCCUGUGAUGGCAGGGAAGGAUGGGAAGUUAGAAUCAAAAAGUGGAGAUGUUAUUCGUCAAGGAUUUAUGAUAAAACGUUCCCAAAACAAGAAACGUUUCACUCCAGUCAAUUACAAGCAACGAUGGUUUGUGCUGACAAAACACUAUCUCAUUUACUACGAUGGAGAUGGUGAGCGCCGUAAGGAACGCGGACGUAUCGCCGUGGAGAGCGUCCACGUGGUGGAAACGGCUAGCCUUGGAAGUGGUAGCACCGGAAGUGGCGGCGGCAAUGUUGGCGAUGCGUCGGGUGGCGGCGACGCGAGCAGCGGAGGCGGUGGAAUACCAUCCGGACUACCCUUCCAGGUGGGAUAUCGAGAAGCUGGCCAAGAAUAUACGCUCUAUCUACUCGCCGCUCGUGAACAGGAUCGCGCCGAAUGGAUACGUGCCAUACGCGCUGUGUGCAGUGAGAAUUCUGGCUUGAGCGGGCGUUACCACGCCGGUCUCUGGAGCGGGAAACGUUGGUCCUGCUGCCGAUUAUCGACACGUUCCGCCGAAGGCUGCGACACUUGCAGUUCCUGGUCCGCGAAAUCUGCAUCGAACGUCACGAAUCCGUCCUCAACGACUACGUCGGUCGCGACAACUGUGCCUGGCAGUACCAUUAACAACACCAUUUCGACGACCACCGUCACAUCUGAUCAUCGUGCACAGUUAACGAACGCCGAGGCGAAUAAUAACCCGAUCAUCCAAACCCAGGCCCGCUCAACGAUCGGAACUCCUUCGACUCCGAUAAUGCCAGGCGGUACACCCGGUACACCAUCCUCUAAAACAAAGGAAAAGAUAAUGUUGCGAGCGAAAGUUGUAGUAGCUCUGUAUCCUUUCCGAGCUAUCGAAGGCGGUGAUUUGUCUCUUGAAAAGGGUGCGGAAUACGAAGUCUUGGACGAUUCUCAGGAGCAUUGGUGGAAAGUUAAGGACGAGAAUGGAUCGAUUGGCUAUAUUCCUAGCAAUUACGUCAAAGAGAAAGAACUACUGGGAUUGCAGAAAUACGAAUGGUAUGUAGGUGAUAUGUCAAGACAACGUGCCGAAUCGCUCUUGAAGCAGGAAGAUAAGGAGGGUUGUUUCGUUGUUCGUAAUUCCUCGACCAAAGGGCUGUACACCCUCUCCCUUUACACGAAAGUGCCACAUCCUCACGUGAAACAUUAUCACAUCAAACAAAAUACUCGUGGUGAAUUUUAUCUAUCGGAAAAACAUUGCUGCGGCUCCAUUCCCGACCUAGUGAAUUAUCAUAGACACAAUAGCGGCGGUCUGGCCAGUCGACUCAAGACUAGUCCUUGUGAUCGCCCUGUACCACCAACCGCCGGCCUUAGUCACGACAAAUGGGAGAUCGACCCGGCGGAAUUGCAUUUGUUGGAGGAACUCGGAUCCGGCCAAUUUGGAGUCGUGCGGAGAGGUAAGUGGCGCGGCUCCAUCGACGUUGCCGUGAAGAUGAUGAAAGAGGGAACCAUGUCCGAGGACGAUUUUAUAGAAGAAGCUAAAGUAAUGACAAAACUGCAACAUCAAAACCUAGUCCAGCUGUAUGGCGUUUGCAGUAAAGAUAGACCGAUAUAUAUUGUCACGGAAUACAUGCGACAUGGAUCUCUUCUCAACUACCUCCGCCGUCACGAAACCUCCUUAGGUGCAAAUGUUGGCCUCUUAUUAGACAUGUGUAUACAGGUUUGCAAAGGAAUGGCAUAUUUAGAGAGGCAUAACUACAUACACAGAGAUCUUGCUGCACGUAAUUGUCUAGUGGGAUCAGAAAACGUAGUAAAAGUUGCAGAUUUUGGUUUAGCUAGGUACGUACUCGAUGAUCAGUAUACCAGUAGUGGUGGCACCAAAUUUCCCAUUAAGUGGGCACCACCAGAAGUAUUGAAUUAUACGCGCUUUAGUUCGAAAUCAGAUGUGUGGGCAUACGGAGUACUUAUGUGGGAAGUAUUCACAUGCGGAAAGAUGCCUUACGGUCGUCUAAAGAAUACGGAAGUUGUCGAGCGAGUACAGCGUGGAAUUAUUUUGGAACGACCUAAGGCAUGUUUUAAAGAAGUAUACGAGGUGAUGCGCAAAUGUUGGGCACACUGCCCGGAAGUGCGACCAUCCUUCCGCGUUUUGAAGGAGCAGCUGAUCAGUGUUUCCCAAGGGCUGGUCAACGAUUGACUCAACCUUUUGCGGUGUAUGCGCCUAUCUUCGCCCUCCUGCCGCACAAUCCGACCGACGACGAAGUCGUCACCGUCGUCGGAACGAUCGUCCUCCGCCGGUCUACCGUCGUCGAAUUUGUCGUAUAAUUCAGCAACGUUGCCGUCGUCACGUAAGAUCCGCGCGCCGGCCUCUCCUCCGUCGCCUUCCAUGAUCGAUUUCACUCGUCGUUUCUCGUCGAUUACGUGCAAAUCAAAAGGAGAGGGCUCUUCGUCGCCGAAUACACCCGGGCAUCAAGCUAGUCAACAAAAACCAUCCUCGAGCUCGACUAACAACGUGUGCGACGUUUGCAGUUCCUACGGGCACCCGUGGAUCGAAAUAUGCAAGGCGAUACGAGCCACUAAAGGUAAAUGAAUGAACGUGUAUGUACGCGCGUAUGUAUAAUUGAGUUUACACUAUUCUAUAUCGCGCUAUUAGAGAACGACCGUAAUACGGAGAUGUGAUUCUAAAUCUUAUUCCCCUUUUCCUUCUCCUUUCCGCCCGUAAACAUAACGCUCAUCUCCUUCGUCUAUCUUCCCUUCUUAUUCCCUUCUUAUUCCCUUUCCAUGCAUCGUCGAACACUUCAAACAAAUGUUCCAGAUGCUACGACUUUAUCCGACAUUAGGAUGCGUGAUAUUGUUGUGUGUGUUUCACAUACUAUUUUUCCCAUAUAAUUUUUAGAUUUUACUCUGUAUCAUCUCAUAAAUACAUUUAUAAAUAGAACAAUAGUAUUUAUUGAUGGCCUUUUGCAACAAAUGCAAUAUAUACAACUUGUGAUUCCGCCUAAAAAUGUCAUUUUUUUAUUAUCAUUUUGACAAACAGUGACAGAACUUUGAGAAUCAGAGAUUGACUGUUUUUUGCUUAAUAAAUCGAUUUAAUAAAUUAA